AUGUUAGAAAAAGAAACAGAUAGAAAUACUGAUCAGGACUCUCAAAUAGGCUCUGAAAUGAGUCUUCUUGAUUACAUUGAGGAACAAUCUCAAUUGGAAGAAGAAGCCAGAGAAAGUUUACCAUACAAUUUUGAUCACUGUACAUACGAUCGUCGUCUUCGCCAGCCUCUGUAUAUUUGUAAAACAUGUUCUCCAGCAAAAAAAGAGCUUCAAAAAGGCGGUAUUUGUUAUUCUUGUAGUAUUCAAUGCCAUGGAGGUGAACAUGAACUCAUUGAGCUUUUUUGCAAGCGUGAUUUCCGUUGUGAUUGUGGAACUGAUAGACUUGGAACAGAGAUGUGCAAGAUCCGUAAAGAAUGGUCGCCUAUUGAUACUGAUAAUCAAUAUAAUCAUAAUUUUGAAGGGAGAUUCUGCUGGUGUAAUAUUGAAUAUGAUCCUGCAACCGACCAGCGUACAAUGUUUCAAUGUCUUCUUUGUGAAGACUGGUUUCAUGACCAAUGCAUAGGAAUAGAAAGCAUUCCAAAUGAUGAAGACUCUGACUUAUUUAUCUGUCGAACAUGUGUAAAAAAAGAGUCAUGGCUAAAAAGAUAUGUAAAUGUAAAAGGAUUCCAAUGGAAUAAGAAUGAGAAGGAGUACAGUGAAGACAAAGCACAAAGGGACAUAUUGAAUACAACAAUUAAUGUUGAUCGGAAUUUUGAAACACAAAAUUCAAGUGAAUCUUGGGAAAAUAGAAAACGAGAAAUGAACGACAAUGAUUCGAUUAAAUUUCCAGCAAAAAAAUUUAAAACACAAGACUAUACUUUAAUAUCUUGUUCUUGGGAAGCCUUACCAUCAGGCCCUGAAGAAGAUAUAUCUCUUUUUCUUUCAAAAGACUUUAGGCUUUAUAUGUGUCAUUGUGUCCAAUGUCUCUCUUUAAUGGGAAAAAAUCCUGUGUUGCUAGCUGAAGAGGAAACAUAUCAACCGCCAGAAGACGAAGAUGAUGCUGAAAGCUUAAUGAAUGCCGGUAUUCGAGUGUUAAAUACUCUUCCUCGGGUCCAAGCAAUCGAGGGUAUUAUUGCAUAUAAUCAUAUAAAAAAUGCAUUAAGUAAAUUCCUACGACCGUAUGCAGAAGAAGGAAAGGUUGUUACAGAAGAUGCUAUUCGUGAAUUUUUUGAAAAGCAAAAGGAAGAAAAGGCAUCCAAUAUACUUAACGCAUAUAAGGAUACGACUUUUAAAAGUAAAUAA
This is a messenger RNA of Pneumocystis jirovecii RU7, 1221 nucleotides long. RefSeq lists its product as uncharacterized. Gene Ontology annotation, molecular function: ubiquitin protein ligase activity; zinc ion binding. Lineage: Eukaryota; Fungi; Ascomycota; Pneumocystomycetes; Pneumocystales; Pneumocystaceae. The transcript is spliced from 6 exons. The record is from RefSeq and is a predicted model, not a curated record. Bases 1 to 1221 code for a protein of 406 amino acids. Gene Ontology annotation, cellular component: cytoplasm.